CAUGUGUCCUCCUAUGGUUCAGAUCUCUGAAUGACGUCAGAGCUAAAGGAAGAGCAGGCAGAGCCAGGCAGUGGUGGAAGUCCUCCCUCUCAGUAGUGGAAGUCCUCCUUCUCAGUGGAGAGGAAGAGCAGCUCUCCCACAACCAAGAAGUGCUCCAAUAAAGUGUGAUCAGAGAAGAAUCCUCGUGUCGGUGGUCUUCUUCCCCUGCUGGUCAGGGGCUCGCCACAGUGGAAGUCCUCCCUCUCAGUAGUGGAAGUCCUCCUUCUCAGUGGAGAGGAAGAGCAGGACUGGGAAUUAUCAUGCAGACCUACUUGGAUGCCAUCGGUAGUGGGACUGUUCCUUUUCUGGAGAAUGCAGUGACGACCCUGGCCCAGCUUAAGAACCCAGCAGGUGUUCAGAAGGCAGCUGACCACUACAGUGAGAAGAUGGCCCAGCGAAUGAGGCUCCCCACACACAUGCUCCAGGAGCUGCCGGAUGUACCUGUAGUCUAUGAGAAGAUAUCCAUUGCUGUUUUCACAGAGCACUCCUUCAAAUAUGAACAGAUGGAGUUCCAGAAGUUGCUUCUGGCAAGCAAGACCUUCCAGAACUUCCUGACAUCACAGAUCACUGGGGACGAGUUCAUCUGGCAGUCAGAUAAAGCCCUCACUGAAAGUCAGAAAGCCAUUGCAGCUGAGAAGGCCAAGAAGGAGGCAGUGGAGAAGGAAUUGGAGCUAAGUAGACAGCAACGAAAGGAGACCGAGGAAAAAAUGGAGGCUCUAAAGAAAAGCAUGUCAGAAGCCAUGGCCCAGAUGCAGGCGAUGAUACAGAUGGAAAGGGAGAACCAUAUGAGAGAUCAGCAGUGUGUUCAGCAAUUCAUGAUGAAGGUACUAGACAAAGUACUUGACAGAGAAGUUGAGAAACAGUCUGAUAAGUGGAAAAAUGAAAUGAACCGAAGAGAAAGAGAGAUUCAAGCCAUGAAACAGAAUUCUGCUUCCAGGUUCUUUGAUGGAGUUCUAGAUAUUUUCCGUGAAGUAUUCAAGGUACUCUACUCAGAGAUUAAGAAGCCACAGUGGAAACUGUGAUAUAAGCCUGUAAGCAGCACUCCUCCAUGGCCUCUACAUCAAUUCAUUUCUCUAGAUUCCUGCCCUCAAUUUCUGCCCUGACUUUCCUCAUUAAUGGUGUAUGGCCUGAGAGUUGCAACAUGAAAUAAACCGUUUCCUCCUUA
This is a messenger RNA of Apodemus sylvaticus (European woodmouse), 1204 nucleotides long. Its product is annotated as guanylate-binding protein 4-like. Gene Ontology annotation, molecular function: GTP binding; GTPase activity. Bases 300 to 1061 code for a protein of 253 amino acids. Gene Ontology annotation, biological process: defense response to Gram-positive bacterium; defense response to protozoan. The transcript is spliced from 6 exons. NCBI's taxonomy places the organism in Eukaryota, Metazoa, Chordata, Mammalia, Rodentia, Muridae. The record is from RefSeq and is a predicted model, not a curated record.